Messenger RNA from Stegastes partitus (bicolor damselfish), 1156 nucleotides. RefSeq lists its product as uncharacterized. Lineage: Eukaryota; Metazoa; Chordata; Actinopteri; Pomacentridae. The transcript has 5 exons. Gene Ontology annotation, biological process: proton motive force-driven ATP synthesis. Gene Ontology annotation, cellular component: proton-transporting ATP synthase complex. The record is from RefSeq and is a predicted model, not a curated record. Gene Ontology annotation, molecular function: proton transmembrane transporter activity. Bases 25 to 963 code for a protein of 312 amino acids.
GAAGUUCUGGCUGUAGAGGAAAAGAUGCAAGUGAAGAAGACAGAAGAGGAUGUUACCAUUUUUGAGAAUGACACAGAGGCUGAAUUGUUAAUGGUGGAUUCUAUUGCUGAGGCAACCGAUGCAAUAGAAGCUGAGACUGCCAUCGUGAUGGAGGCCAUGUUGGGUUCUGAACAGGGACCAAUAAAGUCAACGGAUGCUCCCCUCCAGGAGCUGGGACCACGGGAUGAUGCUGCAGAUCAGGAAGCAGAUAAAGAGUCAAAGUCACAGGGAGACAGUGUUUUGGAGGCCAUGUCUCUGGAGUCAGUGACCUUGGCUGAAGCUGAGGCUUCGUUGGGAACUCUGGAGAGUGAGUCUCUGACUGAAACCACGGGUUAUCUGGAGAAAGAAGCUGAAAUGCUGGCUGGAGAGGAGAAGAUGGAGGUUGAUGAAGGAACAGCGUCUAAAGAGGCGACUGAGGCUCUAAACCUUGAACCUCUGUCUCUGCCUGAAGUUGACAUUGAAGAUCUUCAGACAGAUGCAGUGAUGGAGGAGCUGCUCUUCGCUGUUCCUCAGCAUGCAGCAGGUGGAACGGACCAUCGGACCGGUCCAGUUGUGACAGCAAACAUUUUGGAUGCAGCUGUCGUCGACACAGCAGAGACGGCUGAUCAUUCAACUCCUGCUGUUGUAAAGGAGGUGCUGCUGGGACAGGAGGAGGUGGAGGAGGAGGAGGAUGCUACAGGGAAUGAAGAAGAUGUGGUGAUGCACAAAGAUUUGGACCCAGUCCAGAGACUCUUCUUGGAGAAGAUCAGAGAAUACAAAAAUCUUCGCAGGUUGAAUGGCGGACUGUUGGAGGAGGAGCCAGAUUACAAAAAACACCUGUCAGAGGAGACGGCGAAGCUCCAGAGACUCUAUGGAGGAGGAGACCUGACCAGCUUCCCUCAGUUCACCUUCACCGAACCUGAACUGGAUCAGGACUCCAAGUGAUCCACAGACGCUCCUCCUUUCACCUGACGUUUCUCCGACCUCCACCUCCUCCUCGUUUCAGAUGCAGCACAUGUGAGAACAGACGAGGAGAGGACGGAGCAUAUACCGGGAUGUUUGUGUGCAUUUCUGGCUGCUGGUUUGUACUGUGCAAUAAUGGAUUUUAUUUUAUUAAAGAUUCUAUAUUUUGACCCUU